Messenger RNA from Harpegnathos saltator (Jerdon's jumping ant), 4645 nucleotides. Its product is annotated as zinc finger and BTB domain-containing protein 17-like. The record is from RefSeq and is a predicted model, not a curated record. Gene Ontology annotation, biological process: regulation of gene expression. Gene Ontology annotation, molecular function: zinc ion binding. The transcript is spliced from 3 exons. Gene Ontology annotation, cellular component: nucleus. Lineage: Eukaryota; Metazoa; Arthropoda; Insecta; Hymenoptera; Formicidae. Bases 319 to 2592 code for a protein of 757 amino acids.
CAAUGUCACGUAGUAACAUUGAUGGAAUUGUCUCCUCCAUAUUCGCCCCUUACGUCGUACCUCGUGUCUAUCCUGUUUUUCGCGCGUUUCACCUGGCUGUCGUACUGUUGAACGAGGAAAGCAGAAGAGUGCUUUGAAGGAUACAAACUUUGAAGAAAAAAAAAGAAGACUUCGUGACGGAAGGUCUCGCCGAACGUUGUCGUCGAUACGACAAAACGACGCGGUACAGCGGGCGUGGGUUCCCUUGAUUAUCGUCGGUUCCUCUUCUUCUUUAUGUAUCUCAGAACGUAAUCUCGAGAACGCAGAACGAAAGGAAAAAUGGAGCUGGAAGAGAGAGAGGCGAAGGUGUGCAGGCUAUGUGGCCAAUUUGAAAGGCUCUACAUCGAUGUGUUCGGCGAGGAGGGCAUGAGACGCUACCUGAGCGUCAAAAUCCACUCGAAGAUCAACAUAAUGAUAGAUGAAAUGGAUCCUCUGCCCAAGGCGAUCUGUGUUCAGUGUCUGGGCAAGCUUGAAUUCGUCUGCGACUUUCAAGAGGAAUGUCUACGCACCCAACAUGAGUUACGCGAUCGAUACAAUCUACCGCCCUUAACAGAGUUUACGCAGAUAAAAAACGAAGACACACCACCGACCAGAUCGACGGAUAAUAACAACAGUAUUGAAAAGAAUCUUAAUUCUACUAGCGGCGAGGACUCCGAGCAGCAGCAGCAGCAGCAGCAACAGCAGCAGCAGCAGCAACAGCAACAACAACAGCAACAACAGAGAGUCCUCAGGAGAAGUCUCCGUAGCCAACAACAAGCUGUUAAAUCUAACGACGAAAUUAGCGUGGAAGAGAAUUCGCAAAGUAGUCAGAGUAUACAAAGCACAGAAUUGACGCCGACUCGUUGGUUAAGACGUCGGCACAACGUGGACUCCACGACGUCGUCCGUGGGCAACAACAACGAGCAAGACGAAGACGUGAUCCCAAUCGCGAACAGAUUGAGGAGUCACAAUAACGCGGAUAACAGUAACCAGGCUAAUGCUUCUUCUUUGAGUGUCAGUAAUAGCGAUAACGAGAGCGCUACGGAGAAGCAUUUGUCACAGGACCCAUUGGUUGUGGGGUCGACGAUACAAUUACCAACUUCGGCGUUGAACAAAUUGUUAACUCUCGUCUCCGGUUCUCCCGACAUCGAGGUGUCGGUGAAUGAGCCGCGGAAUCGCGGCGGCGGCGGCGGCGGCGGCGGCGGCGGCGGUGGCGGCGGUGGCGGCGGCGGCGACGAUGGAGACGGCGUCGGUGGUAACAGCAGUAACAGUAACGGCAGCAACAACGAUGCUGAGGAUAUCAGUUUUACCGUGGAACUUUGUAGGAAAUCAACUGAAGACGACGCAUUACCGGAGUUGAGAGUGCGCGCACGGGUGUUCCCCGAUCAGGGUUCCUGCAUGGUCGACGCCACGAUCGUGGACUUGCUGCAGAAUUCUCAGAGCACCACCGUGGAAGUGAACGGUAUCGUCAACAGUAUCCUCAGCAGCACCGGGAAGAACAAUGGUAUCACGGCGUCGAAACUGAAGGACUUGGCGAAGCUGGAACAAAUGACAGAAGCCAUGCAAAAACCCGAGGACCUUUUUCGUGUGGAUGGUGAGGAGAUCAAAGUGGACGAUAAUGUGGAGCACGUGACGAACGACGGUCAGAACGGCUACGCGUGCAAGCUCUGUCAGAAGUUCUACGAGCGCCGGGACAAGUGCACGGUGCACGUGAAGACACAUCUCGGUAUCAAGCAGUACACAUGCGUCGUGUGUAACGCCAAAUUCGUCUGUAAAUCAGACGUGAUGAAGCAUAUCCGUUGCUCGCACACCAAUCCACGGCCCAUACAGUGUCCCAAGUGUCCGAAACGCUUCAAGUCCAAGUUUUACCUGACUGAGCACGAUAACGUUCACAAGGGCGUGCGACCGUACAGCUGCGCCGACUGCGGGCAGAGCUACCAUCACAAGGUUUCGUUGCAAAUUCACAUGAAGUCGCAUCAGCCGUCGCAGAACCUCGCCUGCGAGUACUGCGGCAAGGUGUUUCCAUAUCGCACGCGACUCCUCAGUCACAUCGCCAGUGUGCACCUGAAGAAACGCCGUAACUUCCGCUGCCGCUUCUGCUACAAUCUGUACUCCAGUCUGUCUGUGUUGAACGAACACAUCAAGACGCGCCAUGCUACCACGCACACUUGCGGCAUCUGCGGCAAGACUUUCAAAGUCGUGUCCAAGUUCAAGGCGCACGUAAUGCAGCACUCGAAUCCAAAGCCGUUUGUUUGUAGCAUCUGCAACAAUCGUUACGCAUCUAAAGCCUUCCUUAAUGAGCACCUGCUCAAGCACGAGGGCCUGCGCAAGCACAAGUGUAAAACAUGCAACGCCACUUUCGCACAGGCGAGUCACCUGGCCGCACAUCGCCACGUGCACGGCGAGAAGACGCACGCUUGCCCGGAGUGCGGGCGUAAAUUCAAUCGUCGCGAUAACAUGAAAGUGCACCGGAAGCGACAUUUCGAACAAAAGAAGAGUGGCGGCAAGCAAAAGACUACUGCGUCCAGCGGUAAUGAUUCGGUGGCUGCGCCGACCGCGACUAACGAAAAAUAGUGCGGGCGGACAGUGAAAAUAAAAUUAUCAUUACCAAUGGCGAAAUACUGGAGAUUUAGGCAUAAGAAUUAUGUAGAUUUUGUAUAACAAGAGACUUAAAACUGUAGAUCGCGAGAGGUCAACGGUAACGCGCGUUCGACCGAGGAGUCCUGAGGCUCGAGUUUAGAAAGUAAGUGGGAGAUACUUAGCGAGAGUGUUAUGAAAGAUUGCUCAAGGACAACGAUGGUCUUUUUUUACGUAUAUAUAUAUAUAUAUAUAUAUAUGCUUGGUGCUGCCCGAUGAAUUAUCGGCGAGAGUUCUGACCUUUAGCAAUAACGGUAGUCUAUUUUCUGGAAAACGAGACUUUUAUUUUUUAUAUUUUAUAAAUGUCGCGCAUCAACUUUUCUACUAGGAUUGAUGAAUCCGCUUCUUCUACCUGCGAUUUCGUUUCUUUCCUUCAUCGGAGAAUCGAGUUUGUUGAAUUUUGAGAAUGUAUUUUCGUGUCUUUUCAUCUAAUUCUUUUAUAGUGAAUGUCGAUCUACUGUAUCCAAAAAUAUGAUGAGUAAUAUAUGAGGUAUUGUCCCUGCAUGUCUUCUUUCGAUAUCUUUCAUACAUUUUUAUUACGUGAAAACCUUGCGCGUUCUUCUCGCAAGCACAUGCGGAAGAGCGGGCAACGUUUCGAGGAAAAACGGUUUUUGUAUAACAGACAAUAUCGAAAUACGGCCAAAAACGCAAUUAUCCGUAUAAUCACGUAAUUUUAGGGAAAAUUCAACGACUCAAUGACGCGCUAGGAAUCGGGCUUCCAAAAUCGACUAGAACCUCGAUUAGAACGGAAUUAUUUUCUAUAGGCCUUUGCACGUAUGUACAUAUGUACAUGCGUGUAUGUAUAAUGUAGGUAUAUAUGUUGUAUGUAUGUAUGUAUGUAUGUAUGUAUGUAUGUAUGUAUGUAUGUAUGUAUGUAUGUAUGUAAAAAUAUAUGCGUAUGAUGCGUGCGUGUGCGUGGGUGUGUGUAUGCAUGGAAAAGCGGUGAUUCGCGCUUUCCAUACAUUUUGGAGGACACUUUACAAUGACAAUCUUAAUAUAUGGAAAGCAAAGGAGAACGAAAUUUAAAGUAAUGUUAAGAAAGUAUAUUAUUAUCAGUGCCUUGAGAACAUAAAAUUGUCUUAUAAAUAGGAAGACAGGAUCAAGUAUAUUUGUUCCAAAUUCUCGUAUUCGUUUCCCUAUUUACUAUAUUUAUUCCAGUCGUCUCUAUAAAUUGCCGUUCAGUACCCUAACUGACAUUUGAUAUUAGAUACAGUGACAAAGUCAAUGUGAAUUGAUUAGUAAAAAACAUGUAAUGUUAAUUAACAUAUGUGUUGUAAAUUCUUAUAUUAACUUUGUUACAUGUUCUAAAAUACCGAUUUGUGCCAUUCGGUAUUGUAAUAUGAUCCCGUAUGUGGUCGCGUGGUAACUUCUUUACAAAUGCAGAAAGUGAAUGCACGAUUUUUGUAAGUAUGCCGUGCAAUUGUAAUGAAACCACACGCGCGCGCACACACAUACACACACCCAAGUAUUGAAUCGACUGAUAAAUCUAUAAAUAUACAUUGAAUUUAUUUUCUUUUUUAUUGUUUAUCGAUCCUGUUAGAAGCUAAAUGAUAAUCACUUCCAAUUUAGAUUAGAGUAAUGUCAUUAGAUUUUUAAUCGGCUAAUUCAUAGAUAGAUAUACUUUAAAAAUCACAUAUAUUAAUACUGGAGACUUUUUAUCCGCGACUCGCAUGAAGAACUCCAAAAAAGAUAUUAAUUAUUAAUUACUAUGAUCGAUUAAUCUCGUUUAGUUAAGUAAUGAUAACUAUAAUUGACUUUUUCAACUCGCUUAAACGAUAAGCAAUACAUGCUAUUUUGUACGUCACAUGUAUAAUCAGUAGAGGAUACCUUUCCAUUCGGAAGAUAUUGUAUUAUCUUCGGCAUGUUCAUAUGUUAUUAUUGCGCGUCCUGUGUGUGAGGUACAUACACGUAGGAUUAUUAAUUUCUACAACAGACACCUGUUUAACGAUUCCACCGUUGUCUCAAUAAAGGCACGAUAUUUUUGGGAUGC